AUGCUUUUCUUUAUAGUAGUCUUCCUUGGCAUCUUCUCUCUAUGGUGGCAUUGGAGAGCAAGGGAUGAGCUGAAGGUUACAAAUCUCACUGGCAAAUAUAUAUUCAUCACUGGCUGCGACACAGGCUUUGGAAAUCUGGCAGCAAAGACUUUUGACCAAAAAGGAUUUCAUGUUUUUGCUGGUUGUCUGACUGAAAAGGGAGCCAAAGAGCUAGCAGCAGUGACCUCCAAGAAGCUUCAGACAGUACUGCUGGAUGUGAGAGAUUCAGACUGUGUUAGGAAAGUGGCUGCUUGGAUCAAAACUGAAGUUCAGUCUGAAGGUCUUUGAGGACUUGCCAAUAAUGCUGGGAUCAUGGGGCUAUUAGCUCCCACAGACUGGUUGGAUAUCAAGCACUUCAGAGAACCAAUUGAAGUUAAUUUAAUUGGACUCAUAAAUGUCACAAUAAAUAUGCUUCCCUUGAUAAAGAAAGCAAAGAGAAGGGUAGUAAACGUAUCCAGCAUCAGAGGGAACAUAGCAUUCAGCCGUGGGGGCUACUCCCCUUCAAAAUUUGGGGUAGAAGCAUUUAAUGACAGUUUAAGGAGAGAUAUGAAAGCUUUUCGAGUUAAAGUUUCUUGCAUUGAAUCUGGACUAUUCAAAACAGCAUUACCAAAUUCAACAAGGAUUAUGAAAGAAAAGAUUAUCUGGGAUCAGCUUUCUCCUAGUAUUAAAAAGCAAUACUAAAAAAAGCAAAAUACAUGAGUAUUUUAAGAAAGGUGAGGCAAUUUCCACAAAGAAAAGCUGUUCAAGAUGUAUCUUAACAGAGACAUUUCAUCAGUUGUUCAGUGCAUGGAACAUGCCCUGAUGAGCUGCCACUCACACACCCAUUACAUUGUUGGGAGGGAUGCUAAGGUUUUUUGGAAUCCCCUUUCCAAAACAGCUGUACAAGACUUCUUACUUCUGAGAAACAGAGCAGAGCUUGAGGCUUCACAUGCAGAGUAA
This is a messenger RNA of Tinamus guttatus (white-throated tinamou), 978 nucleotides long. Lineage: Eukaryota; Metazoa; Chordata; Aves; Tinamiformes; Tinamidae. The record is from RefSeq and is a predicted model, not a curated record.